This is a messenger RNA of Oryzias melastigma (Indian medaka), 1457 nucleotides long. RefSeq names its product XIAP associated factor 1 (gene xaf1). The record is from RefSeq and is a predicted model, not a curated record. Gene Ontology annotation, biological process: apoptotic process. The transcript is spliced from 7 exons. The coding region runs from base 151 to 948 and encodes 265 amino acids. NCBI's taxonomy places the organism in Eukaryota, Metazoa, Chordata, Actinopteri, Beloniformes, Adrianichthyidae. Gene Ontology annotation, molecular function: zinc ion binding.
CAAUUCCCUUUAUGAGGUCACGAGAUAAUAAGAACCAAUCAGCAUCCACAAACUAAGAGCGUGAGUCCAGAGUAUUUAGAACAUAAUUUCACUUUCUGUUUUGCUGAAGUGGAACCGUUUAAUUUCAGCUUCAUCAAUAAAACACAUUUCAUGGACAAAAAUGAGGAGGAAGUGACGCGCACCUGUGGACAAUGCCACAGAGACGUCGCCGAGUCCAACUUUGCUCUGCACGAGAGCCACUGCAGCCGGUUCCUGUGUCUGUGUCCCGACUGCGCCGAACCGGUCCCCAGGGACCAGCUGGCCCAACACAGAGAUGAACAACACGCCCAGGUGAAAUGCAGCAAGUGCAACGCCAAGAUGGAACGGCGCCACCUGUCGGACCAUCAGUCUGACGAAUGCUUGGAGCGGCUGCAGAAGUGUCCGUUCUGCGAGCUGGAGGUCCGCUUCAGGGAGCUGGACGAGCACCUUCUGGUCUGUGGGAGUCGUACUGAGCUCUGCAAAGACUGCAGCUGCUACGUCAAGCUGAGAGACCUGCAGGAUCACAGCUUCACAUGCUCGGCCAGCGGGAACCACGCGGCUGCCAGUGAUGAGCCAGACACAGCUGGAGUCAGUGUGGAUUUUAGUAAAUGGAAGAGCUCAUCUUCAGAUGAAGACACAGAGGAACAUGAGCUGCAGCAUUUGUCAGAAACCGUGGAGGAUGACGAAAAGGAAAAGGUGGAAGAGAAGGAUUACGAGUAUGAGUUCUCCUGGAAUCGUGCAUCCGAGCCAGGAGCUUCCUCGCACUCCCACGGCCAUGGUUCUUGGGAUGACAGAGAAGAUCCAGAUCAGAUCAGCACCUGCCCUCACUGUCACCUGGCCUUACCUGUCAGAACGCUGCGCUGGCAUGAGGUGAGAUGCCAAACCCAUGUUCUCCUAAAAGCAAAAAGAGUUCAAGAAGAAGAACUCUAAGUGGAUUUGCUGCCUCCAGCUUUAACCUUGUGACGCCCAAAAGUAUUUCCUGCUGUGAAAAAAAAAAGUCCCUUAUGAUUUUGCUUUCACGGCUAAAUUAAGGGAAGUGUGAGGCAGGAGUAGUUUGAUAUUUGCAUCAAUAGUUGUUAAGGGGUUAAAAUCCCACUCCAAUAAUCUGUUUUCAAAGUACUCCCAGUGUUCCUUUAAUUAUGAUUAUGCUGUUUUUAGCCAAAAAUUGAAAAAAUCUGUGUUGUUUUCUAGUAUCUCUUCCGUUGAGUCUUCCUUGCGGUUUUCUUGUUACAAUAAAAGCUCAAAUUCUGUUUUAGGUUCAGAAAUUUUUCAAAAGGAUGAUAAUUCUGUACCUAAACUUCACACUUCUGACACACUAGUGUGUUUAAAUACUCAAACAAAUUGUACAGCUCCUAUCUUAUCUUUGCUGUGGAAGAAAAAUAAGAUUAUUAUUGCCAUUGCACUGAUUUGUUCCCAUCAAUAAAGUUUUCACAAAACAU